Molecule: messenger RNA, 3698 nt
Organism: Schistocerca gregaria
Lineage: Eukaryota; Metazoa; Arthropoda; Insecta; Orthoptera; Acrididae
Product: protein atonal
Exons: 2
Coding region: 23-850 (275 amino acids)
Molecular function (GO): protein dimerization activity
Source: RefSeq, a predicted model, not a curated record
GUGAGGCUGUGCGGUGUGCGGAAUGCGUGGAGGAGCGGCGGUCGCCAUGGCGACAGACAUGUUCCGCUACAUGUUCGCUUGCACUGGCGGCAAGGAGGAGGGCUACCAGCAGCAGCAACGGGUGCAGCAGCUGUUCCAGCCGGUGGGCCAGCAGCUGGACGCGCUGUCGGACGGCUGCCACACGCCGAGCCCAGGCAGCCAGCGGUCCGUCACCCCCGGCUGCGAGGUCGCCGCGGCAACCCCGGGUCCCGACCUGCUGCCGCGGUACACCGCCCUCGUGCCGCCCCUGCACCUCGCCUACCGGGAAUCAGUGGAGGAGUUCAUCGCACCCGACCUGCACCCACUGGUGCUGCGCUACGGUGAGCAGCAGCAGCAGCCGGCGCCAGCUGCGGUGAAGCAGGAGCUGUGCAAGGUGGAGCAACUGAGGUACGCCGUGCAACAGCCGCUGGUACCGGUCAUCAAGCAGGAGACCACUGCCGGUUCGCCUGCCAAGGCUUCCUUACACCUGCCCGCCAAUUCGCCCACUUCCGACGACGGUUUCGCCGACGACGACGACUGGGACGGCGACGACGACGAAGAGGGCUGCUUGGCGACCGCGGGGGUGGCGAGGCGGCGCGGCGGGGGCGGCAGCGGCGGCGGCAGCGGGCGGGCGGUGAGUCCGCUGGUGAUGCGGCGGCGGCGGCUGGCCGCCAACGCCCGCGAGCGCCGCCGCAUGCAGAACCUCAACAGGGCGUUCGACCGGCUGCGCACGCACCUGCCCUCGCUCGGCAACGACCGCCAGCUCUCCAAGUACGAGACGUUGCAGAUGGCGCAGACCUACAUCACCGCCCUCUACGACCUCUUGCAGUAGCUGUGUUGCUACUGCGCCGAACGGUAAACUUUAACACCGUCGAUGUGUCAGCUCUAAGCUACCUUCGCGCCGGUCAGUGCUGCAACAUUGCGAUAGACAUUUUAGAUCGCUGGCAGUUAUUUUCUGUUCACGAGGCUACAAGUACAGCUACAAUUCCGGACAUUUUGCGCCGACAGAGGCGAAUUGCUAUAGAUCCCCACGCUGGUUCCAUAAGCACAGAUUAACACCCCACUAUGACCUAAGUUUCAGCUGUAAAGUGAUUUUGAAUUUAAUGCAAUUAGGAAGCUACAGCGGUCUAUGUGCCGAGAAGAUACGUUUUUAUUUAUUUUAUUUCAUUCUUUCUCUCUCUCUCUCUUUUUCUGUACACCAAAACGUACAUUGUGAAUCCUCCAGUGUGUCCUCUGCACCGGUACGUGGUAUGCUUCUCACAGGGGUAGUCAAAGCUUUAAUUAACAUUUCAAAAUAAUUAAAAUUAUGUAAUUACACUUUUUGUUUAUUGGCAGGUACAUGUCUGCAGUCCUGGUAAACAUUGUAGUAACCUUGCCACAGCACUGCACUCAUGGCUAUAGCUCCUCAGUGAAGUGGAGAUGGGCCGCCACUAUUUUCUUAUUGUUGCUUUAGCAGAUCGUUGUAGUACUCGAGCAAGAUGAUUUCAGUAUGUAUCAGGACUGCAGACUUGUACCUGUCAACAAAUAAACAAUUAAUUAUGUAAUUUUUAAAAUGAUGGAACUCCAGGUUGCAAUAUCAACAAUAUAAUAAAAAAAGGUAGAUUGCUGCUCACCAUAAAAAUGACAUGUGGAGUCACAGACAGGCAGAAUAUAAAGACAUUCCAGAAAAGGAAACGCAUGCACAUUCAUUCACGCUAAAAAGCACACCUCAAUGCACACAUGACUGCCAUCUUCAGCACCUCAGACAGGAUUGUCACCAUUCAGGUCCGAGCUGCCAGAGGUCGUCGUCAUAUGCAUAAGGUGUGAUACUGAUGUGCUUGCUGUGUGUGUGUGUGUGUGUGUGUGUGUGUGUGUGUGUGUGUGUGUGUGUGUGUGUGCGUGCAUAUCUUUUUUCUUAAGAAGGCUUAAAUGUAAAACUGUCUUCCCAUUGUGCCUAUCUGCAACUCAGUGUCAGCUUUAUGGUGGUUUCCUUUUACUGAUGUUUUAAAGUGAUAAUUAAAACCACAUAAUUACAACCACUUGUACUAUUUUCACUUGUGAACACCAAGGCAUGUAACAUUUUGGGACUCAGUUUCUGUCUCUUGUAUUGUCACUGAACAAAAAAAACUAUCAUACUUCUUUGUUCCUAGAGUAGGAAAUCAUAUCUCAGAAGCCAGCAGUGAAUUCACUUUAUUGUUUUAUGGUUGGAAUAGUACAGAUAAUGUUCUUGUCUUAAUUGUUAUUAAGCCAUCUCCAAGCUAAAAGCAAAACACAGGAAUGGUUCUAUGACUGGCAUCAAAUGGUCCAUGACAUAAAGCAGCAACCACCCUCCUGUAAGUCAGUAUCAGAUCUGAAAGAGGUAAUUAGAGUUAAAUUUAAAAAAUGUGAUCUAGACAUGUAUUAAUAAAAUUAUUUGUUUCCUUUAGUGUAUUUUUCCGUCCUUUAUCCAUAAUGAAGGCUAUUUCCAGAUAGCAUGAUCUGCAGUAACAUGAAAGUCAACAUCAUCAUAUGCAUGCCACAUCUCUCACCCACCUGCAUAUAUGCACUCCACUCAAGUUCAUAACCUACUGAAUCAGCUAGGUGUGUGACAUUCAUUUAUACUGAUGUCAACAACCAGUAUCACACUAUUCAGUUUUUCUUCUGUUUGGAAAAUAUUAAAAUUCAAAAUUCAAGAAGUUGAAUUUGAGUAAAUGAAGCAAUACUUUAUAACUGAAUAUAUUUUUAAGGAAGCUGUAGAUUCCAGAUGGUAGCUAAUGUCAAAAUAGAUUUGUCUGAUGUAACAGACAUACCAUUAUUUCAUCAACUGAUUUGUGCCAUAUGUUUCGUAACUGGAAUACAUUGCAUUACUACUGACUGUGCAAACAUAUUAUCUAGUCUUUCCCACCCCCAUUUCACUUUAUUACCCAUUAAGUUACUUCGGUAUAAGCUGUUCUAUUGUUUACCCAUAUAAUAACUAAGCAGUGUUGUUGGAGCUCUUCCUUUGAUAAUAAUUUCUAGACUUUAUGCUUGUUUGGCAUAGAACAAAUGUAGAUAAUGUGGAACAGAGAAUGCAAACUUCAGUGGACAUAAAAUAUAAGUACCUGCUUUCAUAUUUGUAUUUAUUUUUGUGAUUGUUGAUCCCAGAAUGCUGUACUGUAUUUUCUUAUCCUUUCCUGUAUAUUAUUAAGACUGCUGUGAAUGUUGUUAAAUGAGUCUGUUUCUGUCUAUACCAGUGUACCUCAUAAUUUCAGGUUUAUGAUUGUUUAGUUCUUGAGUGAUAUUAAAAAAGUAGAUGUUUGUAGUAUUUUAAGUUUUCAGCCAUGUAGAUCUGUGCAGUUUGAAUUUUUCUCUAGUUACUUUCAUUCAUUAUCAUAACUGUAAGCUGUGUUAGAAAAGAUCAGAUUUUGUUUUUUAAAAUGAAGACCAAAUUUUUUAAAAUCAAUACUGAAAUACUAGUUAACUAUCUCAAAACUAGAGCUACAUUUUUCGCUUCUGAUAUAUUAUUAUAUCUGGUCAUACAUCUGUUUGUUGUGCAGGUUUGAGUAAAAAAAUAAGCCUUAUUUUGUAUGUAGCCCAUACGACAAUUUACAGGUUGUAGAUAUUCAUUGACAUACAUAGGUGUAGCAGCUAUGUGUUGUGCAUACUUACAUCUUCUAAGAACAGUAUUAUGUUUAGCAUUUAAAUCUUGUACAUAUUGUAUAUAUUUUAUUAAUAUGUUGUGA